GGCUGCCAUGUUUACAUAUCUCAAAGAGGGUGUCAUAAGGAAGAAAGAGCAGGCUUGUUUUCUGCUGCCCUGGAGCAAUGGGUUCAAAUUACAGGAAUGGAGAUUCCAUAAAAGAAAAUGGAUUCUCUGGAACUACAAAGACAAGUAUCCACUGUUAUAGUAAUACAGACAUUUUUUGAGUGUCAUUAAACCUAUACAGUAGAAUCUCACUUAUCCAAGCUAAACGGACUGGCAGAACCAUGGAUAAGCGAAUAUCUUGGAUAAUAAGGAGGGAUUAAGGAAAAGCCUAUUAAAUAUCAAAUUAGGUUAUGAUUUUACAAAUUAAGCACCAAAACAUCAUGCUGCUGCUCAGUCGUUUAGUCGUCUCCGACUCUUCGUGACCUCAUGGACCAGUCCACGCCAGAGCUCUCUGUCGGCCGUCACAGCCCCCAGUUCCUUCAAGGUCAACCCAUUCACUUCAAGGAUACCGUCCAUCCAUCUUGCCCUUGGUCGGCCUCUCUUCCUUUUUCCUUCCAUUUUCCCCAGCAUCGUGAUCUUUUCCAAGAUUUCCUGUCUCCUCAUGAUGUGGCCAAAAUACUUCAGCUUUGCCUCCAAUAUCCUUGAGCAGCCGGGCAUUAUUUCCUGGAGGAUGGACUGGUUGGAUCUUCUUGUGGUCCAAGGCACUCUCAGGAUUUUCCUCCAGCACCAGAGUUCAAAAGCGUCUAUCUUCCUUCGCUCAGCCUUCCUUAUGGUCCAGCUCUCGCAUCCAUAGGUUACUAUGGGGAAUACCAUUGCUUUGACUAUGUGGACCUUCGUUGCCAGUGUGAUGUCUCUGCUCUUCACUAUUUUGUCAAGGUUGGCCAUUGCUCUCCUCCCAAGAAGUAAACGUCUUCUGAUUUCCUGGCUGCAAUCUGCAUCUGCAGUGAUCUUCGUGCCUAGAAAUAUAAAGUCUGUCACUGCCUCCACGUUUUCUCCCUCUAUUUGCCAGUUAUCAAUAGGUGUAGUUGCCAUGUAGUUGGUUUUCUUGAUGUUUAACUGCAACCCAGCUUUUGCACUUUCUUCUUUCACCUUGGUGAUAAGGCUCCUCAGCUCCUCCUCGCUUUCGGCCAUCAGAGUGGUAUCAUCUGCAUACCUAAGGUUGUUAAUGUUUCUUCCAGCAAUUUUAACUCCGGCCUUGGAUUCCUCAAUCUCCGCAUGUCGCAUGAUGUCUUCUGCGUACAAGUUGAAUAGGGAGGGUGAAAGUAUGCAGCCCUGCCGCACUCCUUUUCCAAAACAUCAUGUUAUACAACAAAUUUGACAGAAAAAGUAGUUCAAUACGCAGUAAUGUUAUGUUGUAAUUACUGUAUUUACAAAUUUAGCACCAAAAUAUCUUGAUAUAUUGAAAACAUUGACUACAAAAAUGCCUUGGAUAAUCCAGAACAUUGGUAAGCAAGUCUUGGAUAAGUGAGACUCUACUGUAUUUAGUUCACUGCAUCAAUAUGAAUACAAAUACAAAAAAAUUGCUAUACAAUAAAACAAAGGACUGUUACAUUCACAGUAAAAAGGUUUUUCUCUUGAAAGAUAAAUUGACUCCUCUCCUCCUAAACAAUAAUUGUUCUUUACUAGGAAGUAGUAGACUCCAAAUGCACGAAUUGACUCCUAUUCUUAUAUAUAAUAAUUCUUCUUAUUUCUUUACUAUGAAGUCUACUAUGAAGUCUUUGGAGUCUACCAUUCAUAGUAAAGAAAUAAGAACAGUUUGGAGUCUACUACUUUGAAAAAGAGGCGUCCAUUCAUCUUUCAAGAGAAAAAUGUUCUUUUUACUGUGAAUGUAACAGUUCUUUGUUCUAGUGUAUAGCAAUGGUUUUUUUUGUAUUUGUAUUCAUAUUGAUGCAUUGAACUAAAUAUAGGUUUAAUGACAUUCAAAAAAUGUCUGUAUUACUAUAACAAUGGAUACUUGUCUUUGAAGGAAAAGAGAUUCCACCAGAACUUUAGUUCUGACUGUGAGAGCUGUUCAGCAGUAGAACUCUCUGCCUUGGAGUGUGAGACUCCUUCCUUGGAGGAUUCCACAAAGGAUCCCUCAGGCAUCAACAGUCAGGCUUUGAAGCUGCAAGGCUAUUCAAUGCUAAUCAAGGUGGCCAACUGCAGCAUUCACACUUGCCUCAAUCAGUCAAGAGUUCUUUCUCCCACCCUGGACAUUAUUCCACCAAUAUAAAUGCCACCUGCCUAGUUUCUAACAGACCUCCCAACCUCUGAGGAUGCCUGCCAUAGAUGCGGAUGAAACGACAGAGAUAAUGCUUUUAAAACAUGGUCAUAUAUCCCGGUAAACUCACAGCAACCCAUUUGUGUGUGUGUGUGUAGUAUAUAUAUGGUUGGAGUUGCAUUUAAAAAUGUACCUAUUCUGACUCAAAUACAAAUUCAACUUAAGAACAAACCUACAGAACCUAUCAAUUGAUGGAUUGAUAUAUAGAACCUAUCUUGUUUAUAACUUGGGGACUCCCUGUAAUGCAGCUUGAACUGUAAUAUAUGACCAUAUAAUACAGUUCAACCUGCAUUAUAAUGACAGUGCAGACAGAGCCUAAGACAGAAUUAGGCACCAUCUCCACUAACCAAUUAAUGUAGUUCAAAGCUAGUUUUGACCAGACAAUAAACUCCCACAAAAGCUCUCAAAGCCCUAUAUGCACAGCAAUGCUUUGUGAUUAGUGUCAUCACCAUCCGGGCUUCAAACUGAUCCCAGGAUUUCCUAGGUGAUCCAUCUGCACAGCAAAACUACUUUCGCCGAUACUUGUAGAGUUGAAACUGCAAACCAGUAUUGAAGAAAGUGGGAAGAUUACUACUGUAUAUGGUUACUACAGUGAGAAUCAUCUAUGCCCAGAGAUGGAAAGAACCAGCUACAUUGACACAAGAAGACUGGCUAAUGAAGAUAUGUUAAUUAACUGAGAUGGACAAACUAAUGAUGUUGAGCAAAAAGAAACCCUUAACCAGUUUUAAGAAAGACUUGGACAAUUUUCUUAUAGCAAUGAUGGGGACAAACUUCUUUUUUUCUAAUUUAGAAGAGUGUUAUUAAAAGUAGAAGAGUGGAUAUACAGUAGAAUCUCACUUAUAAGCCUCGCUUAUCCAAGCCUCUGGAUUAUCCAAGCCAUUUUCGUAGUGAAUGUUUUCAAUAUAUCGUGAUAUUUUGGUGCUAAAUUCGUAAAUAUAGUAAUUACAACAUAACAUUACUGCAUAUUGACAGUAAUGUUUUCUGUCAAAUUUGUUGUAUAACAUGAUUUUUUGGUGCUUAAUUUGUAAAAUCAUAACCUAAUUUGAUGUUUAAUAGGCAUUUCCUUAAUCCCUCCUUAUUAUCUAAUACAGUAGAGUCUCGCUUAUCCAACGUAAACGGGCCAGCAGAGUGUUGGAUAAGCGAAUAUGUUGAAUAAUAAGGAGAGAUUAAGAAAAAGCCUAUUAAACAUCAAAAUAGGUUAUGAUUUUACAAAUUAAGCACCAAAACAUCAUGUUAUAAAACAAAUUUGACAGAAAAAGUAGUUCAAUACGCAAUAAUGCUAUGUAGUAAUUACUGUAUUUACAAAUUUAGCAGCAAAAUAUCACGAUGUAUUGAAAACAUUGAUUACAAAAAUGUGUUGGAUAAUCCAGAACGUUGGAUAAGUGAGACUCUACUGUAGUCGUUAUCUGCCGGCCUGUUUAGCUUGGAUAAGUGAGACUCUACUGCAUAUAGCAAUAUUUUAAGGGAACAGAAAAUAAGAAGUAAAACUCAACAGGCAAUGAGUGUGAGGCUUGUAGAUUUGUUCUAGUUAUAUGUUUAGAAUGUAUUUAGUAGUGUGGAGUAGUAUAGGUUAGGGUGAUUGUUUUAGAUAUAAUGUUGGUGGUUGUAGUCUAGUUUUAUAUUUCAAGGAAAAACUUUUUGUUUUUGUUGGGGGGCAUUGUUUUUGCUUUCUGUAUAUCUUCUUCUGUACCGUAUUUUUCGCUUUAUAAGACGCACUUCCCCCCCCCCCAAAUAGAGGGAAAAAGUCAGUGCGUCUUAUAAACGCAAUAUGACCUCACGAGGCGAGGAGAGAGAGGAAAGAAAGAGGGAGAGCGCGCAUGCGUGCACACACGCAAACAGAGGGGCGCGCGCUUGGCGAACUAGCCGGACAAGUCACUGACUGACUGAGUACUCGGGAGAGUGGCGCCGCCGUCGUCUCCUCGUCCUCCUCACGGGCGGAGGGUCGCCCAUGGUGUGGCCUCAUGUCUAAGACGCUGCGGAGGAAGCGGCACUGGCUGAGCAAGGUGCAGGAGUGCGCCGUGUCCUGGGGCAGCGGCUGCAGGCUGGACCCGGAGCUCCUCCGCGGCGGUGCCGAGCGCAGAGAGUUCCCUUACCUCGGUGCCCACCUCUCCGAGCCUUCGCCUGCCGCCUCCUCUUCCUCGGGCGGCGCUCCCGGCUCGGUCCUGCUCUCGGGGAAAGCCCCGGCGCCGGGGGACGUCUUGCUGGAGGUGAACGGCACCCCGGUGAGCAGCCUCACACACCGUGACACGCUGGCCGUCAUCCGCCACUUCAGGGAGCCCGUCCGCCUCAAGACCGUGCGGCCAGGUCAGUGCCUCCUCAGGGCCGCCAAAGCUUGCUUUGAGUGACUCAACACCAGGCAUGGGCAAACUUAGGCCCUCCGGGUGUUUUGGACUUCAGCUCCCACCAUUCUUAACAGCCUCAGGCCCUUAAGCGGCGAGUGCGUGAAGUCUUCAUGGCAGUCAGUGAAGGAUGAAACGGUUAUAAAAUCCUUCAAAAAAUGUGGCAUCCCCAUUUUCCUCCUCUGAAAACUAGGUGCGUCUUAUCAUCAGGUACGUCUUAUAAAGCGAAAAAUACAGUAACUGUUUUUUUAUUUUCAUAUGUUUGUAUUUCUGUACUUUUGAAUGAAAAGUAAUUGCUUUUUUUAAAAAGUAAGUAUAUUAAAUUGUCAGUGUAAAUGGAACCGUAAAGCGGUUGGGUGUGACUAUGAAUUUCAUUUGUUUCUUAAUUAUUUUAGCACCUCAAGUCUUUUCUUCUGCCUGUUACGAGUUCAGAAAUUUCUGUCCGUGUUCUGCAGUUGCUAUUAUACACACACGUAUACUGGUGCACCCAUUGUGGCAGAUCAGUUUAUACUGGUGCAAUGGAAUAAGGCAUCAGCAGAAAUGAUUGAAAGGAGUUUGUGGUUGUUCCCAGCCUCUGUCAUUCCUCCUAAGUGAAGCUAGCUAGGUUCAUUCCCUCUCCAUUCAGGGGUUGUGAGAAUAUCUGUAUGUGAGAGAGGAAGAGUGUGUGAGUGAGUGACAUAAAGGGAGGAAGGGUGGGGAUUCUGGGAGCUGCAGAUCUCAAAUCAACUUUCCUGCACCCUGCCGUUAGCACUUCUUAACCACCCUUGCUUUCU
Messenger RNA from Anolis carolinensis (green anole), 5330 nucleotides. Its product is annotated as membrane-associated guanylate kinase, WW and PDZ domain-containing protein 3-like. Gene Ontology annotation, biological process: signal transduction. The record is from RefSeq and is a predicted model, not a curated record. The transcript has a single exon. Gene Ontology annotation, cellular component: cell-cell junction; cytoplasm. Lineage: Eukaryota; Metazoa; Chordata; Lepidosauria; Squamata; Anolidae. The coding region runs from base 4180 to 4563 and encodes 127 amino acids. Gene Ontology annotation, molecular function: protein binding.